Molecule: messenger RNA, 1510 nt
Organism: Patella vulgata (common limpet)
Lineage: Eukaryota; Metazoa; Mollusca; Gastropoda; Patellidae
Product: homeobox protein SIX6-like
Exons: 2
Coding region: 64-864 (266 amino acids)
Biological process (GO): regulation of transcription by RNA polymerase II
Cellular component (GO): nucleus; transcription regulator complex
Molecular function (GO): DNA-binding transcription factor activity, RNA polymerase II-specific; RNA polymerase II cis-regulatory region sequence-specific DNA binding
Source: RefSeq, a predicted model, not a curated record
AAUAAGAGAGACUUCAUCUAUACGAGCAGAUAAGAGAGGAUUGCGAUAUUAAUAUCCAGCAUCAUGUUUGGGUUGUGUGGCGUUGAUACCCCUCUUCCCGCCAUGUUCCCCCUUCCUACUCUACACUUUACUCCACAGCAAGUAGCCAAAGUGUGUGAAACUUUAGAAGAAAGUGGUGAUAUUGAAAGACUUGGACGUUUUUUGUGGUCCCUACCCGUCAAUCCGUCAGCUAUGGAAGCUUUGAACAAACACGAAUCUAUUUUAAGGGCUCGAUCUUUGGUGAGUUUUCACACUGGAAACUUCAGAGACUUAUAUCAUAUACUGGAACAUCAUAAAUUUACUAAAGAAUCACACGCGAAACUUCAAGCCAUGUGGUUAGAGGCUCACUAUCAAGAGGCGGAAAAAUUACGAGGUAGACCCCUCGGUCCAGUCGACAAAUACAGAGUUCGAAAGAAGUACCCUCUCCCCAGAACUAUCUGGGAUGGGGAACAAAAGACUCAUUGUUUUAAAGAGAGAACGAGGAAUCUGUUACGGGAAUGGUACCUACAAGAUCCCUACCCUAAUCCAACAAAGAAGCGAGAACUGGCCCAAGCAACAGGGCUUACCCCAACACAAGUAGGAAAUUGGUUUAAAAAUAGAAGACAAAGAGACAGAGCAGCAGCAACAAAAAAUAGGUUACAUAGUCAAGAACAAAAGCGACAACUACAUAGACUUGGGGGACCCAACACAUCUCAUGAUGAUAUGACGUCACCAUCAGACGACGACGAUGAUUUAGAUGACAUAGACUGUCUUAGUGAUUCUAGAAGUGAAACAAGUACCCCGUCGACGAGCACAGAACACCAUGACGUAGUGCAUGCAACUUGAUGAUGAAGUGCACAGAUUAUCGUUGAUGAGCGAAGGAACACAAGUUUACGACAUCCUCUCAGGUAUCGUGUGCUUUUGUCGUCUGCACUGAUAAUGUGACGCGAGUCAUGAACCUUUUUAAAAAAACAAUUAUAAAACCUUGUGAAUUGUGAAUAUUACGUAGAAGGUUUCUGUGUAUUGUUGAUAAGCUAGGACAAAGUGCUAAAAUUAUUCGUAUUUUGAAAGAAACCAACAAACAAUAUUGAACGACCUAUUUCGUCUAUAUCAAUUUAAAAAGCCGUUUUAUUUACGCUGUUAGUGAAUGUGAUGUUAAGUUUUUUGUACAUAGUUAAUCAAAAUGAUGUAGACGAAAUAUAUAGUCAGCAAAAUCAUUUUUUGGAAAAAAAAGGAGAAAAUUACAAAAAUGAAAGUGCGAGCUACAACGAGAACGAUGACGUCAAAAAAAAAAAAAAAAAAAUGAGACGAUGCAGCAUAAUUGACAACAAAAAAAUGCAGACUACUUAAUUUAUAUACCAGUAUAUUAUUUGUCUUUUUACUUAUAAUUCAUUAUGUCUAAAAUGGGCAUAAAAUGUGAUACGAACUUUCUAUAUUAUAUAUGGGACGAGAUAGCACCCCGAACCGAAUACUAUGGGACAACAGCAGAAGU